This is a messenger RNA of Hypomesus transpacificus, 2947 nucleotides long. It is a transcript of the gene angptl3, whose product is annotated as angiopoietin-like 3. Bases 120 to 1523 code for a protein of 467 amino acids. The record is from RefSeq and is a predicted model, not a curated record. Gene Ontology annotation, biological process: phospholipid homeostasis; triglyceride homeostasis; cholesterol homeostasis. The transcript has 7 exons. Lineage: Eukaryota; Metazoa; Chordata; Actinopteri; Osmeriformes; Osmeridae.
AGAGAGAAGGAGAGAGAGAGGGAGAGUUGCACAGGACGAGUGAGACAACAGAGCCAGAAGAGUGAAAGAGAGAGAGAGACGACUUCUCCCUGUCGAACGUUCCUGAGGUACAUUUUACCAUGAAGCUUGUGUGCCUGUUGUUGCUGGUGAGUGUGGUCACGGCUGCUCCUGGUGUGAAGUCUCCUGGGGUGGAGAGUCCCACGCUACCCUCCCAGGACCUGACACCCCCCCCCACAGAAGCCAAAUCCCGCUUCGCCAUGCUGGACGACGUCCGACUGCUGGCCAACGGGCUUCUCCAGCUGGGUCAGAGCCUCAGGGAGUUUGUGCAUAAGACCAAGGCUCAGAUCAACGACAUCUUCCAGAAGCUCAACAUCUUCGACCGGUCCUUCUAUCAGCUUUCUGUGGUCACCUCGGAGAUCAAGGAGGAGGAAGAGGAGCUGAAGAAGACCACGUCCUUCCUCAAAGCCAACAACGAGGAGAUCAAGAACCUGUCGCUGGAAAUCAACCAGAAGAUGAACAGCAUCCUGCAGGACAGGAGCCAGCUGCAGAACAAGGUGGGAGGCCUGGAGGAGAAGCUGAAGGGACUGUCGCAGAGCAUGAUUCCCGCGGAGCAGCUCAACGAGGUUGCCUCGCUCAAGGAGGUGAUAGAGGCUCAGGAGAGGACGAUCUCGGACCUGCUGAGGGCAGUCGGAGAGCAACACGACCAGCUCAACCACCAGAAGAGCAAGAUCAAGACUCUGGAGGAAAAAUUUAGCGACACAGAUUUCCAAGAGACGGUAGAGAAAACGUCUGACCAAGACAUGCUGUCCUCGUUCGAUUAUCUGACGGGGAACUCAACUGGCCUAGACACGAGUGAGCUGCCCGUGGACUGUAGCGAGCUGUUUGACCGAGGGCAGAGGAACAGCGGGGUGUAUCCCGUCAAACCAAACCAGUCGGAACCGUUCAACGUGUACUGUGAAAUGAACUCAGAUGGAGGAUCGACUGUCGUCCAGCACAGAGACGGAGGGGUGGUGGACUUUGAUCAGACAUGGGAGAGAUAUGAGAACGGCUUUGGCAGUUUGGAAAGAGAUUUCUGGCUAGGCCUCCGGAAGAUCCAGGCCCUUGCCAGUCAGGGGGCGUCCAUAUUGCGUGUGGAGCUGGAGGACUGGAAGGAAGAGAGGCGCACUAUGGAGUACCAGAUCACCCUGGAAGGCCCUUCUGCUCACUACACCCUCCACCUCACUCACUUGUCUGGAGACCUGCCCGACGCCAUGGCAACCCAAACCGGCAUGAAAUUCUCUACAAAGGACAGGGUCAACCACAACGAGCCGGCCUCCAGCUGCGAUCGCGACCACUCCGGCGGAUGGUGGUCCAGCCCCUGCGACCGUACCAACCUGAACGGCAGGUACCUGUGGGGGAGGUCUAAAGGCGGCUCCCUGGGCAGGAAAGGGAUCUUAUGGAGGCCCGGGACUGGAACCUCCUAUUCUCUCAAGUCGACCAAGAUGUCGUUACGCCCAGCGACCUUGGCCGCAAGCUUUCACUGACCCCCUCAGAAAACGUUGUUGACAUGGUAACAUCAGAUUAACCAUUUACAGACUGACAGGAUGUGUUGCCUUAGUGUUUGAUCCCUGUGAGAGAUGGUGCUGAUUGGUCAAAGUGAUGCAAAACCAGCUGGUCAGUGACCUCCAGAGAAACCAUUCCAGUCGUGCAAACAGUAUUGAGUAAAGUCUGGGAGGACGACCCAGUAAGACUAGAUAUGGUCAGCAAUCUGACUCAACACUUGUUUGCACAAUAUCUCAGCACUGCACUUACAUGAAGAGAAAGACUAUAACACAGACAUAUAUUAAUAUAUAUAUAAAUAUAACUUAUAUAACCACUGAUAUUGUCAAUUACAUUUGAUGAAUGUGAGACUGCAUGAUAUUAAAUCCCUAGCACUGCAGUGGAAGCAUGAUCUUAAUCUGAUCUAUGUUGUUCUUCCUCUCCUGAUCCUUUAUGUCACUAAAUGAUCUUAAUCUGAUCUAUGUUGUUCUUCCUCUCCUGAUCCUUUAUGUCACUAAAUGAUCUUAAUCUGAUCUAUGUUGUUCUUCCUCUCCUGAUCCUUUAUGUCACUAAAUGAUCUUAAUCUGAUCUAUGUUGUUCUUCCUCUCCUGAUCCUUUAUGUCACUAAAUGAUCUUAAUCUGAUCUAUGUUGUUCUUCCUCUCCUGAUCCUUUAUGUCACUAAAUGAUCUUAAUCUGAUCUAUGUUGUUCUUCCUCUCCUGAUCCUUUAUGUCACUAAAUGAUCUUAAUCUGAUCUAUGUUGUUCUUCCUCUCCUGAUCCUUUAUGUCACUAAAUGAUCUUAAUCUGAUCUAUGUUGUUCUUCCUCUCCUGAUCCUUUAUGUCACUAAAUGAUCUUAAUCUGAUCUAUGUUGUUCUUCCUCUCCUGAUCCUUUAUGUCACUAAAUGAUCUUAAUCUGAUCUAUGUUGUUCUUCCUCUCCUGAUCCUUUAUGUCACUAAAUGAUCUUAAUCUGAUCUAUGUUGUUCUUCCUCUCCUGAUCCUUUAUGUCACUAAAUGAUCUUAAUCUGAUCUAUGUUGUUCUUCCUCUCCUGAUCCUUUAUGUCACUAAAUGAUCUUAAUCUGAUCUAUGUUGUUCUUCCUCUCCUGAUCCUUUAUGUCACUAAAUGCACAACUACUUUGUAGAAUUACACAAACUACACAUUUAGAUACUUCCGUGUUACAGAUCUUGGUUUAUUCAAUGUUUUCGUUUUUUACUUUAUGUAUUUAAACCAUUUUCAUAUUGUUCUAUGGUCCGGUAUGAGAGAUGGUGGCAAGUCUCAUUUUCAUGUUGUUUUCUUUCAUUAAUGGGUCAUAUUGACUCUUGUCUAUAUGUACUGUUUUGUGUUUCUCACAAAUACUUAACCCUUAAAAGGGAAUUCUGGUCAUUCAUAUUUAUAAAGUCAAAUUAUAACAUCAAUGUAAUAAAAGUA